AUGACUUCUUCAAUCGUUUUCGCUGCAACUCCAGCUACUGGGUUUCUCUCUGUUCAUCCAUUGAAGCCUCGGAGAUUCCAUGUUACUUCCUCACUCGACACCGAUGUUUCCGACAUGAGUGUUAACGCUCCAAAGGGGUUAUUUCCUCCAGAGCCAGUACAGUACAAGGGACCGAAGCUGAAAGUAGCUAUUAUAGGAGCUGGACUUGCAGGCAUGUCAACUGCUGUAGAGCUUCUGGAUCAGGGUCACGAGGUGGAUAUAUAUGAUUCAAGGACAUUCAUUGGUGGCAAAGUGGGUUCUUUUGUAGAUAGACGUGGGAACCAUAUUGAAAUGGGACUACAUGUUUUCUUUGGAUGCUACAACAAUCUCUUCCGCUUGAUGAAAAAGGUGGGUGCUGAUAAAAACCUUCUUGUCAAAGACCACACUCAUACAUUUAUAAACAAAGGCAGCGAAAUUGGAGAGCUUGAUUUUCGAUUUCCUGUUGGAGCUCCAAUUCACGGUAUUCGCGCCUUUUUAGUCACAAAUCAACUCAAGCCCUAUGACAAACUGAGGAAUUCACUGGCUCUUGCAUUAAGCCCAGUCGUUAAAGCUCUUGUUGAUCCUGAUGGAGCAAUGAGAGACAUUCGCAAUCUGGACAGCAUAAGUUUCUCGGAUUGGUUCCUGUCGAAAGGUGGGACACGGGCAAGUAUCCAGAGAAUGUGGGAUCCUGUUGCUUAUGCACUUGGUUUCAUAGAUUGCGAUAACAUGAGUGCACGAUGUAUGCUUACCAUAUUCUCAUUAUUCGCCACCAAAACAGAAGCUUCUUUGUUGCGUAUGCUCAAGGGCUCACCUGAUGUUUACUUGAGUGGUCCUAUAAAAAAAUAUAUCACAGAUAGAGGUGGCAGAAUCCAUCUAAGGUGGGGCUGCAGGGAGAUACUUUAUGAUAAAUCAGCAGAUGGAGAAACUUACGUCACAGGACUUGCAAUUUCCAAGGCUACGAACAAGAAGAUUGUGAAAGCUGAUGUGUAUGUUGCAGCUUGUGAUGUGCCGGGAAUCAAAAGGUUACUUCCGAAAGAAUGGCGGGAAUCUCGAUUUUUCAACGAUAUAUAUGAACUCGAGGGUGUACCAGUUUGUACAGUACAGCUCAGAUACAACGGUUGGGUCACUGAGUUACAAGACAUUGACCUUGCCAGGCAGUUGAAACGAGCGGUUGGUUUAGAUAACCUUCUCUACACUCCUGAUGCCGAUUUCUCAUGUUUUGCGGAUCUUGCACUUGCUUCACCUGCAGAUUAUUACAUUGAAGGACAAGGCUCUUUGCUUCAGUGCGUUCUAACACCGGGAGAUCCAUACAUGCGAUUACCAAACGAUAAGAUCAUAGAGAAAGUCGCCAUGCAGGUCACUGAGUUGUUUCCAUCCUCACGGGGUCUAGAAGUCACAUGGUCAUCAGUUGUGAAAAUCGCUCAGUCUCUGUACCGUGAAGCACCUGGCAAAGAUCCAUUCAGACCUGAUCAGAAGACGCCUGUAAAGAAUUUCUUCCUCGCUGGUUCAUACACAAAGCAGGAUUACAUAGAUAGUAUGGAAGGAGCGACAUUAUCGGGGAGACAAGCUUCGUCAUACAUCUGUGACGCCGGUGAAGAACUAGCAGAGCUAAACAAGAAGCUUUCUUCUUCUACAGCUGCAGUUUCUGAUGAGCUAAGUCUUGUCUAA
Molecule: messenger RNA, 1686 nt
Organism: Arabis nemorensis
Lineage: Eukaryota; Viridiplantae; Streptophyta; Magnoliopsida; Brassicales; Brassicaceae
Source: the annotation of a GenBank genome assembly